Porites evermanni is the source of this 561-nucleotide messenger RNA. NCBI's taxonomy places the organism in Eukaryota, Metazoa, Cnidaria, Anthozoa, Scleractinia, Poritidae. The record is from the annotation of a GenBank genome assembly.
CUUCUCGCUUUGCUACUACAGCUGAGAUACAAGGAAGUUGUAACCUUGAAAAAAACAUUUAUUGCUGUAUCUGUGAUUUGGGUCUGGACUAUUGUAUCUACCGUUAAAACGACGAACUACGAUUCUAAGCCGCUUGCUGAAACUGUUUGGGGUGGCGCCAUAUCUAUAUCAUUGUGUCUAGCGAUCUCCAUAUUUUGUUACACAAAAAUUUAUCUUAUUCUUCGUAAAUAUCAAAAUCAAGUACAAAAUCUUGUUCCUCAGCGAAGACCAAACAUUGCAGGGGCUGCAUUCCCACUGAACAUAGCUCGAUACAGAAGGGCAGUGUCCAGUGCAUUGUGGGUACAAAUAGCAUUGGUUGUUUGUUAUCUGCCUUACAGUAUUGUGGCAGUUAUUACAAUCCAUAAGGACUUAUCUUCUCCUGUGUUCCUUGCUUUGACUUAUGCGGGUCUAUUUACGGUCAUUAACUCGUCUCUGAACCCGUUCCUGUACUGCUGGAAAAAUAGAAACGUCAAGCAAGCAAUGAUGGAUACACUUAGUAAACUCCGCUUUUCAUCCAGUUAA